Messenger RNA from Nannochloropsis gaditana CCMP526, 1946 nucleotides. RefSeq names its product mn2+ fe2+ nramp family. Gene Ontology annotation, cellular component: membrane. Gene Ontology annotation, molecular function: manganese ion transmembrane transporter activity; cadmium ion transmembrane transporter activity. The transcript has 7 exons. Gene Ontology annotation, biological process: metal ion transport. The record is from RefSeq and is a predicted model, not a curated record. Bases 62 to 1216 code for a protein of 384 amino acids.
CAGACAGUCUUUGCGCUUUGGGUACACUCUUGGCUGACGAGAUCAGGCAUUGCUGGGGCACAUGCCACCGGUGGCUGCGAUUUCACUUCCUGAAAGUGGCCUUCCUCCAUCACCCUCCAUCUCAACAAAGCUCGAGGUCUCAGAUAGCAUGAGCUACACCGCUGCAGAGAACCUCAAUCAGGCAUCCAAUUCAGACUCCUCAUCAUCGACUGAAACAAUUUAUCACACGUUUCGGGGGAAGAUAGCCUCGUUUUUGUAUAUGGCUCCCCCAUUGGCGGCUUCUUCCACCGCAGAGGAACGCCUUCCCCUACGCAGCACGACUAGCUCACAAGACAGAAAUAAACGGACUCUGCAAGUGACACCACAAUCAUCUUCUUCAGAAUCCUCCCCCAUCCUGACCUACACCACGAACGCGCCUCCCACGCGCCCGCCCACGCGGCUCCUACCCUCCCUCCCUGAGGCCUACCACUCCGUCCCUGUUCCUCGCGCCCGUCCUGGGGAAGUCUCGUGGCUUUCCCGGUGUCGGACGCUUUUGGCCUACGUGGGCCCGGGAUACAUGGUGGCUGUAGGUUACAUGGAUCCUGGAAACUGGGCGACAGAUAUAGCGGGAGGAGCCAUCUACGACUAUGCUCUCCUCUCCGUCGUCCUCCUCUCCUCCCUCCUGGCUGUCUUCCUCCAGGUGUUGACAGUAAAACUGGGGGUCGCCACCAAACGGGACCUUGCCCAGAUGUGUGCCGAGGCCUACUCCCCCCGCUUUGCGGUCUUCCUCUGGAUUACGGCCGAAAUCGCCAUUGCAGCCUGCGACUUGGCCGAAGUCAUUGGGGUAAUGAAAGGUUUCUUUGUUCCCGACCUCUAUGCCCUCGCGACGCAGGCGCCUCGCCUAUACAUCGCCAUGGGUAUUUUAGGCGCCACAGUCAUGCCUCACAACCUAUACCUCCAUUCGUCGCUGGUACAAACGCGGGACUACGGAGAAAGCGUGGAGGACAAGACUGAGGCCAUAUUCUAUUCAUCCCUGGACACGAUCAUCGCCCUCUCCUUGGCCCUCUUCGUCAACGCGGCCAUCCUUAUCGUCGCAGCUGCCGCUUUUUUUGAUCCCAGUGGUUCCACUCAGGAUGCUCCUUCGGUAUCGGAAGCCUACGAUUUACUGGCACCUGUGCUAGGUUAUACUGUCGUUCCAACUCUCCUUCGCAGUUUUCCCGCUCGUUAUGUUCACUAGCGAUGUCUCCGUCAUGGGUACAGAGUUUGUAAAUUCCCCAUCGACUUCCUUUCUGGCCUGGGUCUCUGCCAUUCUUAUAGCCGCUUUGAACAUAUGGUUGUUGGUCAUGACAGUUGGACAAGGUAGUAUCCCUGCUUAAUUGGCCAACGGCGAGAAAGUGUAUUUGCAGUAAUCUAGUCAUGAUAUUCAUGAUCGUGUGAAGCGAGAACCAGUAGUGGUAGCUGUUCUCUUAAUUAGAGCUCAUUUGGUCUUUCGGUGGCUAUCGACUAAAAGGGCAAAGUAAAAUAGUUUGGAAAUCACUGUUGAACGUGCCAAUGUGCAUUCAAAGGCAUGUUAAGAUACCUCGAAAAUCGAAAGAAAAGAAGCAAGAGGAAAGUUGGGAUCAGGAAGUGACCUGUAUGUGUUUCACAUCCUAUAAAGUAUAUACCCCAAGGAGUCUGCUAGCGCCAGACAUCGAGCACAAAUUAGUUAAGAAACCAUAUAAUGUUAUCUUUUCUCCUCUUAAAGAGUAAGAAAAGUUCCUUGGAAGAGCUGGAGAGGGCCAUAGACUUAAUUAUUGAAGAUAGAGAAGGCAAACAUAGAAUAAUAUUUCAAGACAGCUGGAUCUAGAAUGUGAAAAUUGGAGAAAGUGAGAGUGUUUUUCAGUAGAAAAUGCUUUGAUACAGGGUCAUAAGAAUUCGUUCCUGCAUGAUCCAAAUCAAGCAAUGGUUUUAAUGUUGACGCAUACGCA